UUAAAAGGCGUCUAGAGAGAGAAGGAGAGAGAGAGAGACCCACCAGUCCCAUUUUACCGUGUUCAGAGAGAGCGAAGUGGAAGGUAGCUCACGUUUUGCUUCUUCUUAGCCGCAUUUCUUCCUCCUUCUAGAGUGAGAUUUGACCAUUAGAUUUCUGGGUUUAUUGAUCCGAUUCUUCUCUUAAAAGUUUCUUGAUCGGCAUACAAGAAUUGGAAUCCACGAUCUGUGGUUCUUUCUUUCUCCUAUGAACUUGGGGAUUUGAAGAUGGAUCUAUCUUCUCAACGGCAAUCCCCAAAUGGUUCGAGGGGUUUUCGCCUUCAAGCUCCAUUGGUGGAUUCUGUAUCUUGCUAUUGCAGAGUAGAUUCAGGUCUUAAGACAGUGGUAGAGGCAAGGAAGUUUGUUCCUGGAUCAAAGCUUUGUAUUCAACCUGAUAUCAAUCCAAAUGCACAUAGGCGCAAGAACUCCAAGAGGGAGAGGACAAGAAUCCAACCACCGCUCCUCCCUGGCCUCCCUGACGAUCUAGCCGUCGCUUGCCUGAUCCGUGUCCCUCGCGCAGAACAUAGAAAACUCAGGCUAGUGUGUAAGAGAUGGUACAGGCUUGCUUCUGGAAACUUUUUCUACUCUCAAAGGAAGCUACUUGGGAUGUCUGAAGAAUGGGUUUAUGUUUUCAAAAGAGACCGUGACGGCAAGAUCUCUUGGAAUACUUUUGAUCCAGUCUCUCAUCUUGGGCAGCCACUUCCACCUGUUCCUAGAGAGUAUUCAGAGGCUGUUGGGUUUGGUUGCGCUGUUUUAAGCGGUUGUCAUCUUUAUUUGUUUGGAGGUAAGGAUCCACUAAGAGGGUCUAUGAGAAGGGUCGUUUUCUACAAUGCCAGGACGAAUAAGUGGCACAGGGCACCGGAUAUGCUUAGGAAAAGACAUUUCUUUGGCUGUUGUGUCAUAAACAACUGCUUGUAUGUAGCGGGUGGGGAGUGCGAAGGGAUUCAAAGGACACUUCGCUCAGCUGAGGUUUAUGAUCCAAACAAGAACAGGUGGAGUUUCAUCGCUGAUAUGAGCACUGCAAUGGUGCCUCUUAUCGGUGUGGUUUAUGACAAAAAGUGGUUUCUCAAGGGUCUUGGGUCUCACCAACAAGUCAUGAGUGAAGCUUAUGACCCGGAAACUAAUUCGUGGAGCCCUGUUAGUGACGGGAUGGUUACUGGUUGGAGAAACCCAUGUACUUCACUAAACGGUCGGCUUUACGGAUUGGAUUGUAGGGACGGAUGCAAACUCAGGGUGUUUGAUGAAAGCACAGAUUCAUGGAACAAAUUCAUGGACAGUAAAGCUCACUUGGGAAACUCAAAGUCGCUUGAAGCUGCGGCUCUUGUUCCGCUGAACAAUAAGCUUUGUAUAAUCCGGAACAACAUGAGCAUGAGUCUUGUUGAUGUCUCGAAUCCUGAUAAGAACAACACUCGACUAUGGGAACACAUUGCUGUAAAGGGACAGUCCAAGAGCAUUCUCAGCAAUAUAUGGUCGAGUAUCGCAGGGAGAGCUGUGAAAAGCCAUAUUGUGCAUUGUCAAGUGCUUCAAGCCUAACAAGAUGAAAUCUGAAACUCAACAAUGAAGCCAAAUGCUCAGAAGAAACCAACCGCCUUGAGGUUCCAAAAAGAAGUCAACUCUGGUUCACUGGCUCAAGAACUAUUACAGAUAGGGAUUCGUCGUCACUACCAUCGCUGACCGUUAUCUUCAGAGGCAAAGAAGAACUCAAAACUGGUCUUAACGGUCAUAUGAGAGAGAGCAAGACCAGACAUGGCCAUUUCAUCUAGUGUUGAUCUCUGGUAGUAAUUUAUAGAAGGUAAUUUAAUGGUUUUGGCAAUCGUUGUUAUAGCUUUUUGUUGACAUUUUGUUUUCUGUGAUUUGUAAAUCUCAAGUCUUUCGCUUCAAAGUUCUUCAAGUUUCCCCCUUUGAGCUAAUUCGAAAAAUCCAGAUAUUAUAUAUCUUUCGA
Molecule: messenger RNA, 1978 nt
Organism: Eutrema salsugineum
Lineage: Eukaryota; Viridiplantae; Streptophyta; Magnoliopsida; Brassicales; Brassicaceae
Product: F-box/kelch-repeat protein At1g55270
Exons: 2
Coding region: 265-1569 (434 amino acids)
Molecular function (GO): protein binding
Source: RefSeq, a predicted model, not a curated record